AUGGGUCGUCUGCAUGCUGUACUCCUCGCUGUUGGUCUGGCCGUCGUCGCGGCAGAUGAUCAGAAAAUUGUGAUGCCCUGCAUUGCGCUUCUUGAUCCAACUUCGACCGACCCGGAGCCGUGCAAAGCCCAAGAUCUUUGGGCGGCUCAUCAACAAUGGGGCAGUAUGCGGAAGAAGGCUUGCGCUGGUUCAAACCCGCUGCUCGAGGCCCCCGUCUGCAAUUACAUCAACAAGUUGGCCCCGCACGAUAUGGACUGCUUCGCGACGGUGAUUAACGCCUAUUACAAGAUGGGAUACCCGCCGCCCUGCCAGAAGAAUUUGCCCGAUUCGACUUUCGAUCAGCCGCCAUCAAUCUCAAACGAUGAAAUCAACCAAUGCGUUUCUGAUGCUUGGGGUAUGUUCAAGGACUUGUGCGGUAGCAACCCUAGCUUGAUUAACAGGACUAAAUCUUUGUAUAAUCAACAGAUCAAAACCCUCGACGAUUGUUGUGCAAAGUACGGAGAUGUAGGAGCCACUUGCCGUGCUGAAUUCGAACUUCAACAAGUCGCCUAUUUCAAUGUAUUCCAAAACAAGGAAGACGGGAACCCACGCCGACCCGAAAACCAUCCUCGUCCGCUCCAUCAAAACCUUCAAGCUGAUGUACGAGGCAUUCCUUCAAUACCGGGAUCUCCUUUCACCGAGUUCGCCUACAACUAUUUGACCUCUCAGCUGAAAAACGCUAGCGAUACCUCUCAAAUCACUGAGGACGCUGUUGUGGCGAAGAUGCAAAUCUUCGGCAACAACAUGUUGAGCAUGGCCGGCAAC
Messenger RNA from Mesorhabditis spiculigera, 804 nucleotides. Lineage: Eukaryota; Metazoa; Nematoda; Chromadorea; Rhabditida; Rhabditidae. The record is from the annotation of a GenBank genome assembly.